UUUACAAAAGCAUCGAUAACAGUUUUUAACUUUAAUUUUUUAAUUUUAAAUCAUUUCGAGUUGAAAACGUAAACAAUUACUAAAAUAACAACAAAAUGGAUAUAGGCGAGCUGUUGGCUUUUAAGCCUGAACAGACACCCAAGCGGCCCCAUGAGGAUGAAGACGAUGACUUUGCAUUGCCUUCGGAGCCACCUUCCAGCGAGGGUAAGCGGGAUGACAAGGCUAAACGUAUGCGACGCAUUGCCGAGGCCAAGGAGACGGCAAAAUAUAGUCAACAGCAGGCCAGCUCCUCUUCUGCCACCACAUCAAAUAGUUAUGAAUUCGAUCCGGAACUGACCGAGGAAGAGCGUCUCAAUAUUCUACGUUAUGUGGAGAAUGAAGAAGCCGAUGGCGAUGUGUUGGACGAGCAAGGAUUGAAAAAGUUAAUCUUGGUCUUUGAGAAGCGUAAUUUAAAGAAUCAGGAAAUGCGUAUUAAGUUCGCAGAUAAUCCCGAGAAAUUCAUGGAUUCAGAGGUAGAACUUCAUAGCGUUAUACAAGAGCUAAAGGCAGUAGCCACAGUGCCAGAUCUCUAUCCCUUGCUGGUGGAACUUCACGGUUUACAUAGUCUACUGGAACUAAUUGCCCAUCAAAAUACAGACAUUGCUGUAGCCGUAGUGGAUCUGCUACAAGAAGUAACCGAUGUGGACAUAUUGGGUGAAAGUCGCGAAGGAGCCGAAGCCUUGAUUGAGGCUCUAAGAAACGAGCAAAUUUGUGCUUUACUAGUACAGAAUUUAGAGCGACUUAAUGAAUCUAUUAAAGAAGAAUCCGAUGGAGUACACAACACGUUGGCCAUCGUGGAGAAUCUAACGGAGAUUGAGGGAGCAUUCGUCAAAGAGGCCGCCGAGCAAGGUCUUCUGGCAUGGCUUCUGAAGCGUCUAAAGGGAAAAAGUCCCUUUGAUCCAAAUAAAUUAUAUUGUAGUGAAAUUUUAUCCAUUCUCAUUCAAACUGAAAAUGAGAAUCGUCUGCUCUUGGGCUCUUUAGAUGGUGUUGACGUUUUGCUCCAACAAUUAGCUGUCUACAAACGACACGAUCCCGCGAGUAAUGAGGAACAGGAAUUUAUGCAGAAUCUUUUCAAUUGCAUAUGUUCAGCUUUGAUGGCACCUGAGAAUCGAGAUCGCUUCCUUAACGGUGAGGGACUUCAGCUGAUGAAUCUAAUGCUACGCGAAAAGAAAAUGUCGCGCAAUGGAUCCCUCAAAGUAUUGGAUCAUGCCAUGGCUGGACCCGAUGGCCGCGAGAAUUGUAACAAAUUUGUAGAAAUCCUCGGUCUACGUACCAUAUUUCCACUCUUUAUGAAAACGCCAAAGAGGAAUAAACAGCGAUUGCUUUCCGCCGAUGAGCAUGAGGAGCAUGUCGCUUCGGUCAUUGCCUCCAUGUUGAGGAACUGCAAGGGCACACAUCGGCAACGCAUGUUGGCCAAAUUCGCGGAAAACGAUCAUGAAAAGGUGGACCGUCUGUUGGAGUUGCAUUUGAAAUACUUGGCCAAAGUGGAGGCCAUCGAUAAAGAAAUCGAUCAACAGAUUAAGGAUCCUUCUGUUGAUGAUGAUGAAGAGGCUGAAAACAAUUACAUUAAACGUUUAACCGGAGGACUCUUUACACUCCAGCGAAUUGACUAUAUUCUCCUAGAGGUCAGCGCCACAUCGGACACAGUCAAACAGCGCGUCCUUAAGAUACUUAACCUACGUGGAGCUUCUAUGAAAACUAUUAGGAGCAUUAUGAGAGAAUAUGCUGGUAAUUUGGGUGACGGCGACAUAGAUUGGCGGGAGCAGGAGCAGGCUCAUAUAUUAUCACUAGUAGAUCGUUUCUAAUUGUAAUUUCAAAAUAAACCACUACGAAGAACUCAAA
Drosophila willistoni is the source of this 1881-nucleotide messenger RNA. RefSeq names its product beta-catenin-like protein 1. Gene Ontology annotation, cellular component: spliceosomal complex. Bases 96 to 1844 code for a protein of 582 amino acids. The record is from RefSeq and is a predicted model, not a curated record. Lineage: Eukaryota; Metazoa; Arthropoda; Insecta; Diptera; Drosophilidae. The transcript has 4 exons.